Messenger RNA from Rotaria sp. Silwood2, 1488 nucleotides. NCBI's taxonomy places the organism in Eukaryota, Metazoa, Rotifera, Eurotatoria, Philodinida, Philodinidae. The record is from the annotation of a GenBank genome assembly.
AUGACAGAUAAUGAACCGAGUAAAAAAGAAAAGUUUCGUCAAGAAACAAAAGAAGAAAGACGCACUAGAUUUAAAGAACGUCGUCGUCAAAAAGCAGAAUCAAAACUAGUUGGAUUUCGUCAAUCAACAAACUAUAUUGAUUCAGCAUUAACAAGUGAAUCAAUAUAUUAUAUUGAUUCACAAUCACCUAAAUUACGUAAAGUUUAUCCAUAUUUUUUUACAUGGAUAACAUAUGCAAAAGAACGUUGGUACGGACGAACUAUUGAAGAUGUUUUUCAAUAUGAAUUUCGUCGUGCUAUAUUAAAACAAAAUUUUGAUGAUCUUGUACGUAAUGGUCUUGUACGCAUAAAUGGUCAAUGUAUAGAAAAAAAUUAUAUUAUGAAAAAUGGUGAUAAACUUGAACAUUUUACACAUCGACAUGAAGUACCUGUGAUUAAUCAAAAAUUGAAUAUUUUAAUUAAUAAUGAAGAUUAUUUAGUUAUUGAUAAACCAUGUUCAAUACCUGUUCAUCCAUGUGGAAAAUAUCGAUUCAAUACUGUAUUAGCAAUACUUCAUUAUGACUAUCAGUUAUCUAAUCUACGUACUGUUCAUCGUCUAGAUCGUAUGACUUCAGGUAUAUUAAUCAUGGCUAAAUCAGCUGAAAAAGCCCGUGCCAUUGAUUUUAAUGCUGAUCGUUUAUCAAAUAAUGGUGUUAAUAAACUUUAUCUAUGUCGUGUACGUGGUGAAUUUCCUUAUAUAAAUCAAAUUGUUCGAGUUGAUCAACCAAUUGAAACAUUUUCAUUUCAACUUGGUCUUACUAAAAUCGGUGGUAAUAAACAAUGUCAAACAUUAUUUCGUCGUGUAACAUAUGAAGAAUUAAAACAACAACAAGAAAUUCAUGGAAAAUUUAUUUUUGAUUUAACUAAUGAAACAAAUGAAAAUAUUGAGACAAAAAUUGAUGAAUCAUUAUAUAAAUAUUUAGAUCAAGAUGAAAGAAAAACAAGUUUAGUUUUAUGUCGACCAUUAAGUGGUCGAAUGCAUCAAAUUCGUGUUCAUUUACAAUAUUUAGGUUUUCCAAUUGUUAAUGAUCCACUUUAUAAUGCUCCAGAUAUAUGGGGUCCAUCAAAUGGACAAUAUGGUCAAUAUGAACAUUCAAAUGAAUAUGUUAUUGAAACAUUUAUUAAACGACAUAGUUGUGAAUAUUGGUUAUUGAAUGAUAUUGACAAUGAUGAUGAAACAAUCAAUAUAAAUGGUAAACGAAUUAUGGAACAAGAUGAAGAACAUAUUAAUGAUGAUGUUAAACGAAUUAAAACUGAAGAAAUAACAACAAUUGAUGUAAAUGAUGAAAAUGCAGUUAAAGCAUACAUUAAAGAACAUUGUUUUGAAUGUUUAAAUCGUUUUCGUGAACCAUCACCUGAUGAUCUUGUUAUGUUUUUACAUGCAUUACAAUAUAAAAUUUCCGAUGUGACCACUUUUACUAGCUCAUUACCUGAAUGGGCUCAGAUUUAA